AUGCUGCUCCGGCCCCGGCGGCCGCCCCCGCUCGCGCCUACCGCGCCGCCGUCGCCGGCCAGCCCGGACCCCGAACUGCAGCCGGCCGGGGACGCCCCGAGGACCCCGCUCGGGCGGCCUGCCUCGCCUGACGCCCUGGAAGAGCCCGCGUUGCCAGUGUCCCCAGGCUCGGCUCAGCGCACGCCCUGGAGCGCCCGGGAGACGGAGCUACUGUUGGACACGCUGCUGCAGCCGACCGUGUGGCGUUCGCUGCUACUGGACCGCCGCCAGGCGCUGCCCACCUACCGCCGCGUGUCUGCCUCCUUGGCCCGCCAGCAGGUGCGGCGCACUCCCGCUCAGUGCCGUCGCCGCUACAAAUUUCUCAAGGAUAAGCUCCGCGAGGCGCAGGGACAGCCGCCCGGGCCCUUCGACGCCCGGAUCCGGCAGCUCAUGGGCCUACUUGGUGACACCGGGCGCAAACGGCCCCGCCGCCGCUCUCCUGGGCCCGGGCGCCCCCAGAGAGGCCGCCGCCCUGCGGCCAGUGCGCCCGCCCCCGCCCCAAGAGAGUCGGGUGCCAUGCCGCUGCCAGCCUCCCGUGAUCCCGACGCGGACCCCACCUGGACGCUCAGAUUUAGCCCAUCCCCGCCGAAGUCUACGGACGUCUCCCGCGCCCCCUCCUCCCCGCCAGCACCCACCCCGACGGUCCUCUCCACCUUUACCCCUGGGCCUGUCUGCCCCGAAGACCACGCGACUUUCCGCGUCCCCGCCUCCCCACCGCCGCCGCCUGCCCCCGACCCAGCCCAGGAAUACCCCGACUCGCCUCCCGGCGGUCCCGAAGACCGCGCGUCCCCCCAGGUUUCGCCAUCGCUGAAUGCAGCCCUGCUGCAGACCCUGGGGCACCUGGGCGACAUCGUGGCCGUCUUAGGCCCGCUGCGCGACCAGCUGCUCACCCUGAACCAGCACGUGGAGCAGCUGCGUGGCUCUUUCGACCAGACCGUGUCUCUCGCCGUGGGAUUCAUUCUAGGCAGCGCGGCCGCCGAGCGUGGGGUCCUCAGGGACCCGCGCGAGUGA
Molecule: messenger RNA, 1050 nt
Organism: Nycticebus coucang (slow loris)
Lineage: Eukaryota; Metazoa; Chordata; Mammalia; Primates; Lorisidae
Gene: UTF1
Product: undifferentiated embryonic cell transcription factor 1
Exons: 2
Coding region: 1-1050 (349 amino acids)
Source: RefSeq, a predicted model, not a curated record